Monomorium pharaonis (pharaoh ant) is the source of this 5632-nucleotide messenger RNA. Its product is annotated as protein hunchback. The coding region runs from base 2517 to 4304 and encodes 595 amino acids. Gene Ontology annotation, molecular function: RNA polymerase II cis-regulatory region sequence-specific DNA binding; DNA-binding transcription factor activity. Gene Ontology annotation, biological process: regulation of transcription by RNA polymerase II. NCBI's taxonomy places the organism in Eukaryota, Metazoa, Arthropoda, Insecta, Hymenoptera, Formicidae. The transcript has 10 exons. The record is from RefSeq and is a predicted model, not a curated record.
AUUACCCUGUAUAUAUCUAUAAAAAAAGCAUCUACCAUUCUCGCUCAUUUGGCGAGCGAAAUAAAAGACGCGCGCGACGCGCGAUGUUGGACGCAAUCGUUCACGCACCAUUGUAUCCUCGCCAGCUUGAGAGACGUCCCGUGUGGUUAUAACCUUUUUCACGGGCGGAUUUUUUUUGCCAUUCUCAAGAAGAGUGGAUUCGUUUCUCAAGAGGAUUCUCAUUCAAAAGGAACUGUCUUAAAAUUAACAGUUUCUUAUAGUGGAAUCUGCUUAAUGCUGCGCUAAUUAUCACGCAUUGGAUCAGUGCUCGCUUCCCUUUUUUUCAAGGUUUAAUCACUUUCCUGCAGUGCUGCUUUACGUAAAUGUAUAUCUUGAAACGGCGGAGAAAAUUAUUAUCACUACAGGGGAUUGAUACUACAUUUAUUGAUAUUCCUUUCAUAUCGACGACAUACAUCUUUAUGUUAUUAUGAGAAAAUGAGUUCUAAAAAUAGUAAAAAUAUGAAUUCUAAAAGAAGCGAGAAAGAGCCCUGCGAAGAAAAUUUCGUACAUAAAAAAUUAAUAGAAUGGCAGCUUGAAGAAUACAUAGAUGCAUUUGAUCGUGAGCAUAUAAACGAACCUGUUAGUUUUUUUAACGUUCCUAACGAAGUAAUAGCAAAUAAAUUAAUAAAGUUAGUUGGUCCCUAUACAAGAUUUAUAAUCGAAAGAGAGAAAUUAAAUACGUCACAAGAAAAAGAUGUUGAACACACAAAUACAAUAAGUACAUUAAAACAGUUACCGAUACAACUCAUAAAUGAUGAAUCGCUAAAUCAAUUAAACACUUAUGAAGAAACAGUACAUUCAUCUGAUAUUGAAAAAGUUGCUGGUACUUCAAAUAGGCUACAAGCUGUGCAAAACAAUAACUCUAGUAGUACUACAAACGAUAUAAUAUUUAUAGAUAUAAAGGAUGUAGAAGAUUUUAACGAUUUUUCGAAAAAACAUUGCGAUGCUUCUUCAUCUCGGGAAGAAUGUGAUGAACAUUCUAAGGAAUUACAAAAUGUUUCAAUUUUAUCUGAUGUGUUAAAAAAAACAUCGACAGGUCGUUUUAUUUUAAAAGAAUAUGCAACACACGGUCAUUUAUCAGAUAAAUCUUCAAAAUAUUUGUCAAAUUUAAUUAUUGAUAAUAUUUUAUGUGACAGUACAACUGUCAUUAGGCCACACGAUUUCUUGGAAUAUAAAAAACAAAUAAAAGAUAUUUUUCCUUCGGAAGAUCCUGACGUAUAUUACAGACCAUCAAUUCUUAAAAAUUAGAAUAAUUCUAAGAGAAUAUAUGUACCUGCUGGUGGUAGACUUUAUGAGCGUUACAAAAACGUACUUAAAAAACAUCGGAAACUCGAAAAAUUAUGUAAGGAAAACAAAAAUGAAGUAGACAUUGAACCUACUGAAAAUGGGUUAGAAGAAAGUUUGCAAUGGCUAAAUAAUAAUAAGGAACCCUGGGAUGAAGUUAAAUUUCAUUGGAAAAAACUUCUAAGGUGCGUUAUGAAAGAUUAGUUGCAAAAGGCAAAGGGACUGUUGACGCAUAUAUGACACAAUUUUCACUGCUGACAUGUUCCUUGGGACAUGUAUUAAUAAGUAUUGAUUUUAACCAACUAUAUAAUAAAAAGGAAACCGACAUUUAUUUAAAAUGGCCUUUGUUCUUUGAACGAUUUUUUGCUACUGCUUCCCAAAGAAAUAUAAAUAAAGCAAGCGAUUUGACUACUUUUUUAACGGAGGAUUUAUCAGAUCAUUCAAAAAAUUUAACGCAAAUUUUAUUAUUACCCUACAUAUUUCCACCUCAUGGCAGUUGUGCUUAUAAAAAAGGGAAUAAAAAAUAUUUUUAUAAACCAACAAUUUCAGAAUGUCAGAAAAGUUUAAUUGUUCAUGCCAAAGUAAGUUUGAACUUGUCUUUCUUUUUUACUUUAAUAUUAAAUUUUAGAAUAUUUAUUUACGGAUAUUAUUUUUAAGUUUGCGAUAUACAACGUCUUCAUAAAAAAAAAGUUGAAGAUGCAAUAUCGAGAUCGAUGACAGUCCAACCAUAUAUAAUAGCUAUUGGUCCAACAUUGAAGGAAAUCGUCAAUUAUUGUGUUAUUGUCGAUAAGAUUCUAACGAGAUAGAAAAAGAAAAUUUAGAUUCUUUAAUACGCAUAGACUCAACAAUAACAAUGAUUCAUUGUUGUCAAGGAACAAUCUGCAAAAAGGUAGCCGAGAAACAUUUUUUCCUAUGAUGAUGGAAUCAUGCAUUAGUCUUUUUCUAAAAGAGAUAUUUAAACAAUCUCAUAUUUUUACAAAAAAAUCAGGAAUAAGAGAACUUGGGAAACAAGAGCAGUUUCUUUAAUUUUGGUAUUAUUCCAAUCAUCGCAUCAACAAUUCCAAUUCGCCGAAAAGUGAAAGAUUAUUUUUCUCGACAAGUUGUAGCUUGUUAUUUGUUACUUGCCUAUCAAUUACAAUCUAUCUACAAAGAGAAAACUUAUUUAUGAGAAAUUCAUAUGAUAUUCAAAUAUCAUGAACGAAUAUCAAGCUGAUCGAUCCUUAAGCAUUACGUCAAAUAUUAAUCUAUUCUCAAGCGAAAGUAUUAAUAACAUGCAAGAUAUUCUACAGUGUCCGUUAUGUGUAUUCGCUACGUCAAACAGGUCGGAAUUCACCAAACACUUAAUUAAUCUUUGCAUACCGAAGCACAAUUCCAAUCUUAAAGCUGUUCUUACACAUUUACCGAUCCUUAAAUCCUUCUUGAAUCAAGAUAAUGACAAUUAUUCUCCUCUUGCACUAACGGCAGAAUACGUUAGAUACAAGACAGGGAAAAUCAACGAAUCUUCUCUUCGUGUUUCCCGAAUGAAUCAGCAAAGCAACGUAAGCAAGCGAGAUAAAAACUUUCGAGAUGCUAAAAAUUGCAAACAUUGCAAUUUUAUAGCUAGCACAAAGAUGGAGUAUUGGGAGCACAUGCGUUGCCACAUUAAAGGUUUUACAUGUUCCGAAUGCUCUUUUGUUACCAAGUACAAGCAUCACAUGAAUCAUCACUGGCUUAGCGUUCACGACGGCUCCAAGCCCUUUAAAUGUAAAAAGUGUUUGUACACAUGUGUAAGCAAAUCGAUGCUAAGUAGCCAUCUGAAAAAGCACUCGAACAUUUAUCCGUAUAGAUGCGCGGACUGUACGUUCAAGACCAAAUUCUGCAACGCACUAAAGAAACACUUGCAAAAGAAGGAGCAUCAGCCAGCGAUGGUACUGAAUGCUGAUGGCUCACCGAAUCCAUUCUCCAUCAUUGACGUAUAUGGUACGAAACGCGGGCCCAAGCAGAAAUCAUCUGCUAGAAAGCAGGAAGAAGUAAAGAAUACUAUUACACCGAUUUAUAUAAAUGGCGAUCAGUUCGAUUCAUCAAUUUCUUCACCCUUGUCACUUCAUUCGCCGAUUCCUCAUUACUUAACUGUGACCACAAUAAAUGGAGUAAAGGAUGGACAUUGGGUAAAUUAUAAUGACAUAAAUAAGAAUCUAAAUCAACCUGUUGCAACGUUCUCCUAUAACGAUUUAGUCGCUGCGUUCAAUCUGUCGAAUCACGUUUCAUAUCGCGAAGACGCGACAUUCUACGAAAAUAUACAGAAAAUGGAUUGCGCACAAUCCGAUACAUUAACGGAGUACACAAAGAUCUUAAAUGCUAGAAACAAAAUGCCGGAGAUAUUUAUGCAAAAUUUGCCAGUAACUCAUUUCGAUACAACUAACAACAUCAGCGAACUUUAUACUUCUGAUAGCAUGGAAGCCACGACGAAAUCCUCAACAUUCGUGGCGAUAAAAUCUCAGUUAGAAUAUAAGAAGACCGAAUCUACAGACAUGCCGUUGAAUCUCAGCAUGGCUGAAGUAAUUAGAAAAAGUCAACUUCAGUUUCAGACAUUAACAAAUACGAAUGCACUAAAAAUUACCGAAAUCGACAAACAUAAGGCUAGGGCGAAAAAACUGGAACGUUGCAUGAUAAUAAAGAAGGACAAAAAAACAGAGCAAAUAAAAAAUGAGUAUCCGUCGGACAAUAGGCUUGAUGUCCAUCAAGCACAACAAAAUGAUGAAGCUGUUGCCGAUUUAUGCGACGACGUACUUAUUUGUCACUAUUGCGAGAUCAUAUUUGGCAAUGUGAUCAUGUUUACCGCGCAUAUGGGUUGUCAUAGUUUUAAUGAUCCUUACACAUGUAAUAUAUGUGGUCGUCAUUGCAUUGAUAAACUGUCCUUCUUUCUACAUAUUACUCGAUCAGAACAUGAAGUUAAUGUAAAAAUGCUUAGUAAAAUUAUGCUUCAUCAGGAAAAAAAUUAGGUGGUUUCAGCAAAUAAAGGAGAUCAGUGAACACUCAAUAAUUCUCUAAUAUGAUUGGUUCUUACCUUUAAUUCUUUGUUAGAUUAAUACUAAUGGUGUUUUCGAUCGGUGCUGGGUUAACCCGUUUCAGGUUCUUUUUCUCUAAAACUGGUCAAUCACAGAUAUUCCCUUCUUCAGAAGAAUGGCUAUAAUUGGCCUUAUGACGGCAUAAAUCGCUCUUGGAGCGAUUAACCCAGGCCGGUUGAAAACGCUAUAAAGAAUCACUGAACGCUCAAUGAUCUGCUGAAUACACCUAUUAUUAUACGUCGCGGGUAUAUAUGUACUAUACACACGCAGAAUUUCAAAAAAAUAAAUCAAGCAUGACGAAGAAAAUUUUCAACAUAAUUGUAGUCAUUGAAUUGAAUAUAAAAAUGAUUUUAAUAGAUUUGCGUUUGUCAAAGUUGAAAAAUAUAAAAGCAGAAAGUUACAUAUAUGAGGCUUGUUCUUUUUCGCGACAUUGUUGCACUGUAGGUGUAAUAAGUUAGAGUUGGAUACAUAUACAUUUGUCUUGCAUCAAUGCACAGCAGUUCAGCGAAAAAGAACAGGCCUAUUAAUUUAUAUCAUGCAGCCACACACACACGCGCACGCACGCACACACUUAUAUUUAUAUUUAUAUAUAAAUUCUUUUUUUGAAGAUCCCUAGACUUUUGCGAGAAUUUUUUAUUUAAGACUAUAUUUUUUUAUGUCCGAACUCUUCUUUAUUUGUGCAAUUAGUAACAUACGUUUUUUUUUUAUUUAUGAGUCAGAUCUAUGGAUAUUAUGCAAAUUUUUUAUGCACAUGUAAAUCUUAUAUAGAGACUCAAUAUAUGAUUUUGACAUAGUGUGCAGAUGUGCAUUCUUUAUCAUUUGUUUUAGACUAGCAUUCUUGUUAUUUUUGUACUUUUUCACAUUUUUGAUCCUAAUAUGUUGUAUUAUUAUAAUUAUCACAUCUUGAUAAAUUGCUGUCAUGUUCUUUCCUUAUUAUGUGUGUAUCUCUUUCGUAAGUAUUAUACUUUUGAAUGUACAUAUUUCGUAGAAACAACAAUUAAGCCAAUAAACAAGAAUAAAUUGCAUGAUAAAAUUGUAAUAAUUGUGCCCAAUAAGCGCAAUAAAAUAUAUAAACAGUUACACACAGUUACACACACACACACGCAGACAUACACACAAGUAUAUACGCGAGUACAUAACUGAGUUUCUAACUAUAAAUAUUUUUUCAUAUUAUGUAUUGAAAAAUUUAUUUUUCAUUUCUAAUACGGAACAGUUUUUUAUAUUAUAAAAAUAAAAAGUCUUAUCAAUCAAGUUGACCAAAA